Ipomoea triloba (trilobed morning glory) is the source of this 1331-nucleotide messenger RNA. RefSeq lists its product as uncharacterized. Gene Ontology annotation, cellular component: nucleus; Smc5-Smc6 complex. The coding region runs from base 117 to 1070 and encodes 317 amino acids. The record is from RefSeq and is a predicted model, not a curated record. Lineage: Eukaryota; Viridiplantae; Streptophyta; Magnoliopsida; Solanales; Convolvulaceae. The transcript has 6 exons. Gene Ontology annotation, biological process: DNA damage tolerance; double-strand break repair via homologous recombination. Gene Ontology annotation, molecular function: ubiquitin-protein transferase activity.
GAUUUUGUUCAUACUUUCUAUUCCGUUCCCUCCCAACAUUUUCUAGGGUUUUAUAUUUCUCCCCCAAUUUCCCUCCCUUUUCUUUCAAAUCUCUCCCCUAUCUCUCUCCGGUCGAUAUGCCGACGCUCAGCUGGAGGCAUCACACCCUCAUACAAGCUCUGCUCUCUCGCGGCCCUCUCAAGGAAGCCGAUUUCAAAUCCAUCUUCCAUACUGUAACCGAAAAACCUCCAGCCACACAUGGGCAGCUAUUUAAUGAUUUUAUACGCAAGAUAAAUGCUGAACUAGCAUACGUGCAGUUUGAAUUGAGGGCAUGUAGGAAUCAGUAUGAUGGAAGUGUAUAUUAUGGAGUUGUGAAUAAUGUUUCUGAUGAACAGUCAAAGCUUGGGACAAAAUACUCUGUUCCUCAAAUUGCUUUCUAUAAGGCCAUGGUGGAAGCAAUUGUCCAGGAUGGGACUGAAGGCACCAUAUCAAAAAUUCAGGCUAUAAAUAUACGUUUGGAAAAUCAGGUCCUCGCUGGGACAAGCUCACAGUCUCAAACAGAAUCAAGCCAGGUUCCAGCUGCAAUUAGGAAUUUCUCAAUGUCUCAAAAGGAAAAGACAAUAGAAGAGCUUGUUAGGGACCAGUGGCUUUGCUCAACAUCAGAUGGUAAGAUUGGACUAGGGGUGCGCUCUUUUCUUGAUCUCAGGAGUUGGUUUCGCAGCAACGAGGUUCCAACAUGUGAAGUUUGCAAUGAGGCUGCUGUGAAGGUGGAAUCAUGCCCUAACGAAAGCUGUAAUGUAAGAAUCCAUGAAUACUGUCUCCGAAUGAAGUUCUCUCAAAGAAAGGCUGCGAAAGUUUGUCCAGGUUGUCGCGCAGACUGGCCAUUUACUAUUGCUAAAGCAGAAUAUUUAGAAGAGGAAGAUGCGCCUGCUCCAUCUCAAAGUAGGCAGACUCGGGAAUCCUCAAGAAAGAAACAAAAAACCUGCCAAGAAAGUGUUGCUGACAAUCUAGGGCCUAGUUCCACUCAGAAUACUGCCUCCACAAUCACAAGGGUAACUCGGCGUUCUACCCGGCUGAAGAGUACAAGCUAAUGUACAUGCCAUUUUAUGUUCCAAUCUAUUAUCUUUUGCCCAGCACCAUCUGAAGCAACUUGUGAAGCUGUAGAAGCUUUUGCGUGCUAGAAUGGUUUAAUGAUAGCUACUCUUGGUAAUCUAUGAUCUAACUUACUGAUUGUAAAUAACACCAGUAAGUGUAGUUUUUGCUUAUCUUGUAAAGAGAACAACUUCUUUUUAGUAUUAUCUUGUUAAGUGAACCAAGUUCUAUGAAAGAGGAUUGAAAUUUCGAUAUUGGUA